Messenger RNA from Pyrenophora tritici-repentis Pt-1C-BFP, 2076 nucleotides. NCBI's taxonomy places the organism in Eukaryota, Fungi, Ascomycota, Dothideomycetes, Pleosporales, Pleosporaceae. The record is from RefSeq and is a predicted model, not a curated record.
AUGCAACGCCCCAAGCUUUCGCCUUUGCAGUCGAGACUGCUCGCCUACCUCGUCGCGUCUUCUGCCUGCCUUGCGCUAUGGACUUCCUUCACACCCCACCUCCUAGUGAAUGCGGAGGUGCUCACGAUCCCCAAUCAUGACGCGCUUGACGGUCGCGUACUUGAUGCGCUCACGGAUGGAGAAUUGCCGCACAUACAGGAUGCAGGCUUUGAUCAGAGAGGAAGCGAGGGCUAUGAGCCAGACUUUGGAAUACUCGACCGAAGCCUCAUUGGACGUCAAACCGCCGAGAUAGAGAGGCUGGUUGUCAAUCAAAAGAUGGCGAAGGAUAUUGCCCCAAGGGAAACGGUACACUUUGUGCUUCAAAGGGACCAGCUGCGCUUCCCAUCAAUUAAUGGCGAUUCCGCAAGUGCUCCGGAAGCACGGGGAAUGAAUGAUGGUUCUGACGAGGCUAGGCUGCGUAGGUUAGAAGUUGCUGGUACAGAGGGCACCACUCCUGAAGGGAUGGAAAAGCGACAGACUCGCAGUGGCAAUAUCUGGCUGACAGCAAACACUUGUAAACAGCCCAUGCCCAUGGGCAAUGCGACUGCAGCAUCUGGAAGAAACCACCCCCAACUCGUCAUGUAUGUUUCAACUUCGCCGGACAACCAGAAGCCAGGACCAGGCGCUACUGAGAACACUCUCACAAACAUAACUGGCGUCCUCUUCGAUGGUGGCUACGCCAACUUUGAACUCAACACCUCCUCAGAUGUGUAUAUUGGCAUUUCGGCCCCUAGCCUGAACGAUGACUGGUUCGGAAGUUGGCAUUUUGAACUUGCUGCAAGUACCGAUGGACCAUACCACAACUACAACGACGAUGAUCCCUUUCUGUACAUGGUAGACACAGACAGCGAGUCGGCACUAUUCAUCACCUAUGAUUUAGGUGACUCAAACGAGACCGAGGUUGUCAACAAGUGGAAAGAGCAAAAUCCGUUCCAGAUGUACGCUUUUAUGGAUGGAGACAAUACCCCAAUCAGAGGCAUGGAGCGUUCGUACUGCGCAAUCAAAGACAUGUUUAACGUGAACAACACUAAAAACUUCACUAUCGAUAGUAGUAUCACUACAAAGUUCGGUGGCGACAACAAGCCCAAGACCCAGUUUCACGUCAAGGGCCUACAGGCUGCGAGGACUUACAAUGGUUUCGUGGUGGUAGAGGGAAGUCAGGAGCCACUAUACAUACCCAACGCGGGCAUGACAAGGGGUGGUGGAAGAGUAUUCCAGGCCUUCAACUGGACUACCAAAGCUGGUAUGCUCUCCUCAAUGUUUCGAUUUGAUAACUCUGCUAACGACCCAUUAGACGACUCAUGCCAAGUCAUCUUUGACCUCGACUUCUGCGACAAAGUCGCCUACGCCGUCCCAUCCAACACAAACUUCAAACUCAACGACUCAGCCCUAGCAGAAAUCUAUGACAACCAAGCCCGCGACUACUACCUCAACUUCACCAGAUCCUUGUCACAAAUCGCGUGCGACACCGAACCCGCCGCACAAUACUCUCUCGCCCGCACAUGCGACGACUGUGAACGAGAUUACAAAAACUGGCUCUGCAUGGUCCUCAUCCCCCGCUGCGAAGACUGGACCGCAAACGACCCUUGGCUCCAACCCCGCAACGUCAACACGCCCUUUUCCAACGGCUCACUGCCCAUGGACGGCUUACCCCCACCACCCCCAGAUGGCUCCAUGGCCCCGGCUCCUCCACAGAUCAACGACACGCUACGUCAACACGCUGGUUUCAAUAGCUCGCGUAACCCGCGUAUCGACGAGUUGAUCAAACCCGGUCCGUACAAGGAGAUGAAGCCCUGCGAGGAUAUGUGCUUUGAUAUUGUUCGUAGUUGUCCGUCGAAACUUGGCUUUGGGUGUCCGGAUGGCAAGUUGAGGGACGUGGCGUAUGGGAAGAGAGAUCCGGAUCCUAAUAAGUUGACGUGUAAUUUCCCGGGCGCGGUUGUCAAGCUUAAUGCGCCGAGUGGUGCGGGGAGGUUGGGUGUAGGUCUGGGGUGUAUAGUGUUUUUGGUUGGGUUGACUUCUGCUGUGACUUUGGUCUGA